UACUAAAUUAUCAAGUUGGGCAUUUGGUCUAGUGGUAUGAUUCUCGCUUUGGGUGCGAGAGGUCCCGAGUUCGAUUCUCGGAAUGCCCCUUUUUCUUAUUCAACUCAUUUUCCUAUUUCCCUCCAAAUUCCCACUCUUUUUCCUCGUUUAUCGCUUCGCAUCCCCAAAAUCCACAACUCAAAUUCAUAUUACAGUCUCUCACCCCGAUUUCACUAUCAUUUUCUGUCAUUCAAUUUGUAAUCUUACAUAAUCAACGUUAUAUUCCAUGAGUUUAUCCUCCAAUCUACGAUUAAGUUUUCAGUUUUUCUUUUAAACUUUUUAGUGAUCACUAGCUUCUCAAAUAAGCUUCUACGUCGAUUCUUCCAUCUUCUGUAGAAUAAUGCCGGUUUUCUUGUUUCUAAUCGGUUUUUGUUGUAGGCGUUUGGUGUGAAUUGAAAGAACUGAUUAGGGUUUUGGUUUUGCACAAAGUGUUUAAUUUAUGGCCGCAUUGGACGAUCGUGAAGCGGGCAACAACCUUAAUGUAAGUGUUGAGGAUGAUCAUCUUAUUGCUGGGGAUUUUGAUUUCACCGAAGAAUUGGAAAGCCCGUUGCAGAAUUUGGAUGCAGAUACUGAGGAGUUGGAUAUUUCACAUUUUGUUGGCGACCUGAGAGCCCUAAUGGUAGAUGAUAGUGAGGAUGAAAUUGUGCUGGAUAGUGAUGAUGAAGCUAUCUCUGAGCAAAAACAGGGAAAAAUAAGAGGACGUUUAUGGCGACAUGCACAAUCAGUUGAUGUUCGUUCUUCAGCGGGAAGCAAUUUGACAGACAAAGUAACUGAUAAUAUUCCCAGUGAAAGAUCAGAAGAGAGAAACUUAGUGUCACAUAAUGAAAAUGAAACUGGGAGCAGGGAUACAGACACAAGAUGUUCAAAAGGAGAUAAGCUUGUUAAUUUGAAUGCCUCUUCCAAUAAUUUUGAGGGUGAGAAUGCAGUAGUUGAUGAAUCUCAAGAACCUGGAGAAUCAUCAGAAGCUGAUGCAUUGGACUUUGUGGAUCAUUUUCUGUCAGUUAGUGCUGUAAACUCGUCUCCAGAAGUCAAGAUUCUGAAAUAUGAUGGGCCAAGAUCACCUUUUAGUUCAUGUGCAAAAGGGUCCCAAAAAUUGGCAAUGAAGACCAGUUUUAUGACCAAAAUUGGCGUUUCAACCUUCGAUUGGGAUAGUGAUCAACCUGAUCAUGGAGGGGGGUUCUUUUUGGAAAAGAAAACAGAACCUGACAUACAAAGAGAUAAACAUUUGAGUGAAAGAUGCAAAUCCAAACAGCUGCCUGGAAACGAUAGCAAUGAGAGGGAUGAACCACCAGAUAUGUUUGAUGUUGGUUUUAACACUCAAAUGGCAGCUGAAGCUAUGGAAGCCUUGCUAUAUGCCACACCUCCACAUAUUGAUGUUAAUGAACAUAAAAGGGUCAAGAAUCCAACCACUGAGAAUCCAUCCAAAAAGUUCUCAUUUCCUUUGAGUGCCAACUGUGAUUCAAAAACCAAUGGAAUAAGUUUUAAGCAAAAGAGGGUUGCUAACAGAAGACAUAAAAUGUCUACUUCCUUCCAUAAUAAAAACCAAAGAGAGUUGAAUCUUGAGUUACUGAAUCUAGGAAAGGAUGAAAACUGCACAAAUGGGGAUAAUCUUACUGAACCAAAGAAGAAGGUAUAUGAGAAAUCUUUGAAAGUUUAUAAACGAAGGAAGCAAAAACAAGAUGCAGACAAGGAAAACUUAAAACCAGAUAAUGAAGUUAAAACCUUUUCACCCGUGGCUUCUCGAACUAGACGUGGGUCCUGUGUAAAACGUUCACAAAGGACUGCAGAUGCAACAUGUAAUGGUAAGGAGAUUGAUGUACUUCAUAAAAGAAAAUCAGGUGAUUGGAAGUUUGAUACAUGGAAGUGGCCCAAAAAGAAAAGGACAUGUAGAAAUAGGAGACAAAAUGCAAAAUUGACAAACACCUUAAAUGUUCAAUCUCCUGUAGUCAAGGGUGGCAAUGGUGAGAUGGAAGGGAACUUCAAGGAAGCUUCUUUCAUGUCAAGUGUAAAGAGGAAAGCACGCUCUGCUUCCAUAUACAGGUCAACAUCUGGAAAGAAACUUAGCAACACUAAAUGUGUUUCAAUGAGGAUUCCAAAAACUUUAAAUGAAUCUGAACACUCGUUCGAAUCUAUACCAGCUUUAGGUGGUGAGGAGAAGAUAAAAGAUUUAUCAUCAAAUGGAAAGAACAAGACACCAUCCAUUAUGAGUGGCGCCUCUAGGACUUCUGAUCAGGUAGGUCUACCCCGGAAGCAACUGCACAAGAAAAGCUCUACAAGUUCCUCUCUCAGGAAUGAGCUUCCUAGAUUGGGAUUUUCCGAAUCUGCCCCUGAUUUUAUGUCAAAGGAUUUGAGGAGACGUAGAAGUAAGGUAGAAAUCCGUGUCUUGUUCAGCCAAAGCCUUGAUGAUGAUGUGGUUAAGCAGCAGAGAAAGAUUCUGAAAAAGUUGGGAACUUGUAUGGCAACGGAUUGCUCAGAUGCUACACAUUUUGUAGCUGAUAGAUUUGCAAGAACAAAGAAGAUGUUGGAAGCAAUGGGUUUGGGUAAACAAAUUGUAACACCCUUGUGGCUAGAGAGCUGUGAUCAGGUAGGGUGUAUUAUUGAUGAGAAAAAUUACAUCCUUAGAGAUGCUAAAAAGGAAAAACAGAUCGGCUUUAGCAUGCCUGUUUCAUUGUCUCGUGCAACAACACAUCCACUUCUAAAGGAUCGAAGAGUCUUCAUUACCCCAAAUGUAGAACCUGACAGAGAAAUGAUUAAAAACUUGAUCAAGGCUGUUCAUGGUCAGGUCAUGGAAGACAUUGAGCAAGCUAGCAUGGAGUGCAAGACCUCAGAUGAUAUGUUAAUACUGUCUUGUGAACAAGAUUAUGUAUCAUGUUUUCCAUUCUUAGACAAAGGUGUAGCAGUUUAUAGUUCAGAACUCUUACUAAAGGGGAUCAUUAUUCAGAAACUAGAAUAUGCCAAGCAUCAACUGUUCAAGGGGCAUAUUAUAAUGAAGCGCUAUGCAAAGAAACGGAAGAAAAAUGGAAGCGGGGAUCUUGAUGUAGUGUAGUUCAUGGUGGUUAGAAGAAACAUCAACAUCAACAUCAACGCUCUGAUGUUUUGUACAUUUGUUCUCAUAUUAUAGCGACUUGUCAAAAUGGCUGUUUUGAAAUAUGGUUUUCAUCACUUUUUGCUACAAAUCCCAAUUCCCAAAUGUCAUUUUGAUUCUUGUUGUAGUCGAAUGAGGAUUUUUGGCAUACCUUUUUCGUACACACAGUAAAUAUGAAAUUUACAUGA
Molecule: messenger RNA, 3312 nt
Organism: Lactuca sativa (garden lettuce)
Lineage: Eukaryota; Viridiplantae; Streptophyta; Magnoliopsida; Asterales; Asteraceae
Product: BRCT domain-containing DNA repair protein
Source: RefSeq, a predicted model, not a curated record